AUGACGGAUAAUAAAGAUUAUUCUCAAGAAGUAGAAAAGCUUUUAAAAAAAUUCAAUAUAGAAGAAUUUAAUUACUCUCAAUGUGAAAACCGUCAACCUAUUGCACGUGGAGGCUUUUCACUAAUAUAUUCUAUCGUUUAUCAUGGAAAGUCUUAUGCUUUAAAAUGCUUAAAUAAUAACCUGGGUUACGAUGAUAAAUCGUUUAAGCUAUUAGAGCGUGAGGGUCUGCGAGAAAAGACAGUUGCUAAUAUACCUUCAAAUUAUGUUAAUCUCUACAAGAAAUGCUGGUCUUUUGAACCAAGCCAACGUCCAACAAUAGACUUUGUUUUAAACGAACUUGAAAAACUACAAACAGAGGAUGUUACAUAUAUUGAACAUGAACUAUUUAUUGAUCAGUUUAGUUUGAAUAAAGGUAGGAAUUUUGAUAAUAAGGAUUUCGUUCCUAAAAUAGCUGCUAUUAUAGGAAAUAAUGGAUAUUUAGAAAAAGAAAAAAUAAAUCUGUCGGUUCCAAUUAUCUUUCUACCUAAAGAAAGUGGGAUAGAAACACAAUGUAAUGACGUAAAAAUCCUCAUUCCGAUUCUAAGUUUGCAUUACCAAUGUGAUGCAAUAGAAGAAUUUGUUCAAGAUAUUAGAGAUGUACUUGAACACUUAGAUUCAACUGAGAGAAGCAGGAUGCUAAAAGAAAAGUUUGAUCAUUAUGGCAAUUACAUAGUCACGUCUGCAACUGUAGGAGGUGUUAUUACAAUUAAGGAUUGGUCUAAAAUUGAUGAUGUAAGUAGAUCACGCUUAAAAACCUAUCUUCAAUGGAGUAUUGAAUAUGCAAAAGGCAUAAGAUUAAAAAACUUUGAAGACGCAGAGAUUGAUGACUUGAAUUUACAUAUAGAUUCAAAAAAUGUGCAAAAUGCUGGGAACUUAUACAAAUGGAUUAAAGACCUAUAUAACUAUAAGUGUUUAGAAAUUAUAUCAUAUGAAAAAUUUAAGCCGACAUAUCAAUUAUUGCCAGAAGACUUAAUUCAAAAAACAUUUGAAUUUUGCAAUUUUGAACAUACUGAUGACUCAGAAAUAAUUUCAAGAAUUCACUCUCAAUAUGAUAAAAAAAGUGGUUUAGAGUGGGUUACAUCGCCGCAACUCCCAUUAAUGCUGUAUAUAUGUGAUUGGAUUCAAGAUAAUUCAUUACAAUACGGUGUAAUUUUACGGCGCUCAAAAUUUGGACGAGCUAAGAAGGCUGCUUUUAAAUUUUUAAAAGAGCCUAAAAUAACUCGGAUAAAUAAAAUUACUGUCAUCUUAACACAACCUAAGACCCGUCAAGAAGCUUAUUUGUUAGAGAAUGGUAUUAUUUUAAAGGAAGAAGAUGGAAUAGAACUUGAGAAAAUUCCUUUUACUGAGCAUAUACUUGAUGUUCCUUUGGAAGACUUUAAAAACUCUAAAAAACAAUUUUCCAAUGCAAUUUAUUGCCAAAUUAUUUUUCAUACUAUAAAGAUUUCCUUCGACAUAUCAGAUAUUGAAUAUUUACAAGAAUUUUCAAAUGCAGUAGAUCUUACUCGUCAGGAUCAGAAUCAAUUAUCUCAAAAUAAAAAUCUUUGCAAAUUAUUCGGAGAUGAUUAUGGACAUUUAUUACCUAGAACAUUAACUUUAGGUGGAGUUUUAUCAAAAAAGUAUAUAUCAAAUAAUCACCCUACAGACAUUCCAACGCAACGAUUAGAUCUCAAAGACAAUGAUCCUGGUGCACAUCAUAAAAUUGAACAAGUUUUAGAAACAUGGAAUAAAGAAUUUAAAGAUGUUAAUACUUUUUAUUUUCUUAAUAAUGAUGGCGACGUUAUUUAUCGUAAUAAUAUCGGUGAUUGGAUGAAAACUCUUGCUGCUGAACCAAAAAGCUGGAGUAUUGUAUCUUCUGAAGAUUGGAUGCAAAUAUAUAAGGUUCUUAAAAAAAAGUAG
This is a messenger RNA of Cetraspora pellucida, 1935 nucleotides long. Lineage: Eukaryota; Fungi; Glomeromycota; Glomeromycetes; Diversisporales; Gigasporaceae. The record is from the annotation of a GenBank genome assembly.